Cetraspora pellucida is the source of this 1173-nucleotide messenger RNA. Lineage: Eukaryota; Fungi; Glomeromycota; Glomeromycetes; Diversisporales; Gigasporaceae. The record is from the annotation of a GenBank genome assembly.
AUGGAAGCAGUAUUCGCAACAUCAAUUUGUAAAACUCGAGAUAUUAAAAGCUUACCGUAUAUCUAUAACUUGAUCCAAAAUGCAUAUAACCUUUUUGAAAUUGAAGGCUAUCGAAUCCCAUUCGCGUUUAUAUUAUACCUCUCAACUUCAAUAUUCAAACAAAGUCAACCGGCACCAGAUUUAGGGCAAAGAUUAGCGGCAACGCUCAUCAAAACCAUCGUUGAAAUUUUACCAUUAUGGAUGGUUAGACUUAUAUUCAAUUUUACAGGUGUCGUGGAACAAAUCGAAAAUGGAAUGUAUAUGGGAGAACAAAGAAAUAAAUGGUGCCGUCGACUGAAGGGUGGGGAUGGAUGGGAUGGGUAUCUGAUCGCAGAAAAUGCAAAAACAGAAGAUGUUGGAGAAAAUGCCGACAUGAUUAUUUUAUAUGCACAUGGUGGUGGUUAUAUUGUUGGUCAAGCUUUAGUAUCCCUGGUAAUUUUUGUGAGAUGGAUUGAAGCCUGGAAAAUUAGUCAUGGGGCCAAUACGCACAUAGUAUCGUUAGAAUAUGGCCUUUCGCCGGAAAAUGCCUUUCCGUCUCACCGUGACAGCAUGUUAAAAUGUUAUCAAUGGUUAGUCAACGAGAAAGGAAUUAGCCCGUCCAAGAUUACUUUGGCCGGUGAUAGUGCAGGCGGAAACAUGGCUUUGUUAUCAUCCUUCGAGCUUCUUAAAAAUCCGACAGUUUACAAUACACCUCUACCAUCGCGCUUGCUUCUUAUCUCACCUUGUGUUUCGGCACUCACCGUUUCACAAACAUUCAAAACAAAUUAUGACGCCGACUGUAUAAGUGAGCCAUGGUUCUAUUACAGCUUGGCAAGCACCAUAGGUAACACUAACGUUCAUCCAACAUCCCCUCUAAUAUCCCCGUUAUUCGAAAGUUGUCUACGUGGUUUACCCAAAGUGUGGAUAUGUGUUGGUGGAUACGAAGUAUUUCUCGAUGACAUAGUGUCAUUCGUGGAAAAGGCUAGAAGUCAAGAAGUCAGUGCAGAACUUUUGAUCGAAGAAGAUAACAUGCAUAAUUAUGCUAUUGUGUGGCCUUUAUCAAGAAAUGGUGGUGCGCAGAGAGCUAUGAAAUAUAUGUCUAGAUUUUUGUAUGGUGAACAACCCGUUAUUAGGCAUCAUAAAAUUAAAGGAUGA